AUGCCAUUUCAUCAAUUUAAGCUUGAAUCGGUUUUGCAAGAAUUCAUAUUGGAUAACGAUUCGUUGCAGCGUAUGAUGUACGUGAUGGAGAAGAUGAUGAACUACGGUCUGACCGGUGCGGAAUCAUCGAUCGCUAUGUUGCCGUCUUUUGUGCCGUCGCUGCCUGAAGGAGAUGAGACUGGACGGUAUUUGGCAAUGGACCUCGGCGGUACGAAUCUCCGCGUUCUUCUAAUGGACAUCAAGAAAGAAGACAGCAUAACCGAGAGUAGAAACUUUCGCGUCCCGCAGGCCGUCAUGACGGGAACUGGAGAAGGGCUAUUUGAUUUCAUUGUCAACUGCCUGGCGAACUUCUUGGACGAAAAAGGCCUCCUUGACGCUGGCCUUAGUCUCGGCUUUACAUUCAGCUACCCAUGUGAUCAACACGGCAUUCGUUCAGCGAAGCUGUUGCACUGGACAAAGGGCUUCAACGCGUCGGGCGUCGUGGGAAACGACGUCGUUGUUAUGCUUGAGGAGGCGAUCAAACGGCGAGGGAACAUUAAAGUAAAAAUCGUCGCUUUGAUGAACGACACGGUUGGAACGCAGAUCUCCACCGCCCACGACAUUGGACAAUGUGCCCUCGGUGUCAUAGUCGGUUAA
Molecule: messenger RNA, 636 nt
Organism: Soboliphyme baturini
Lineage: Eukaryota; Metazoa; Nematoda; Enoplea; Dioctophymatida; Soboliphymatidae
Source: the annotation of a GenBank genome assembly